This is a messenger RNA of Coccidioides immitis RS, 366 nucleotides long. RefSeq lists its product as uncharacterized. The record is from RefSeq and is a predicted model, not a curated record. The coding region runs from base 1 to 366 and encodes 121 amino acids. The transcript is spliced from 2 exons. NCBI's taxonomy places the organism in Eukaryota, Fungi, Ascomycota, Eurotiomycetes, Onygenales, Onygenaceae.
AUGUCGGGAAUUGGUAUGAGGACCUUUUGGACCACCCAGAAUGCCGGGGUAAUCCUUAACUCUCAUCUCCAGGUGAAAGUCCAGGCAGCAUACGAUUCCUACAGGCAGACGGGCCUCUCAAGGACCAUCGCUUCGAUGACGUGUCGGGAUGUCCAUCCCACAAAGGAGAGGAUAGCGCCUAGCCCAGCCCUUGUACAAUACUUAUCGCAUCUCGAAGAGAGCACCGCGAGGCCGGAAACUUUGGAGGCCCCGUAUGAAAAUGAGCCAAUAAACUGCAUGGUGCUCCGGGCCGCGUCCAACCAUGAAGAUCGUAGAGCUCUUGCGCGGCUUGCAGGAUCGGCUGAGGGUUGUCGUGGGGGCUGGUAA